Messenger RNA from Penicillium bovifimosum, 795 nucleotides. It is a transcript of the gene sld5, whose product is annotated as putative GINS DNA replication complex subunit Sld5. NCBI's taxonomy places the organism in Eukaryota, Fungi, Ascomycota, Eurotiomycetes, Eurotiales, Aspergillaceae. Gene Ontology annotation, biological process: DNA-templated DNA replication; double-strand break repair via break-induced replication. Gene Ontology annotation, cellular component: GINS complex. The record is from RefSeq and is a predicted model, not a curated record. The transcript is spliced from 2 exons. The coding region runs from base 1 to 795 and encodes 264 amino acids.
AUGGAUAUCGACGACAUUCUCGCCUCGGUCGACCACGGACCAGGCGCCAGCCGCGAGUCCGCAGCGCUAGACCACCAGCUCCUCACGCGCUUCUGGGUUUCCGAACGCGCCGUGACAGAGGUCCUACCAUGGCCGGCCCCGCUGAUGGAGCGGAUAAUGGACCGCGUACGGAAGCAGAUCGAAACAAUUGAAGACCUAGCCGCAUCAUCCGACAUCCUCACAACCGACAACCCGAACCUAAACCUCCGCCUCUCAAUUCUCCAAACCGACCUCGCCCGCACCCAAUACAUAGUCCGCAGUCUGUUACGGGCCCGUCUAGCCAAAAUAACAAAAUACAGCAUGCACUACCUCGUCCACCUGGCCUCACGGAACAAAAACCCCUCAGAAACCCAAUCCACCGCCUCCCAGAACCCCAACCAACAGCCCGCAGACUCCGUACCAGAUAUCUCGUCAUUGACGGAUCUGUCGCCGCUUUCUGAGUCCGAGGCGUCGUUUUUACAUGCACACCAGACAUUGCUGGCGGGACACUACGCUAGUUCGUUUAUGGGUGCGUUUCCGCGGCAGUUGAGACGGUUGGAUGAUAAUGCGGGUGGGACGAGUAUGAUCCAGGGACCGGAUUUGAAGGAGGUUGUGUUCGUUCGGUGUCUUGGGGCGGAGGUUCCCGUUGUCGUUGGUGGGGAGGAUGAGGAGGACGGGGAUGAGACGGGGGUUAUGAUGAGGAUGGGGGAUGUUUGGGUUGUUCGGUGGGAGGGGGUUAAGGCGGCUUGGGGGAAGGGGGAGGUGGAAUUAUUGUGA